Messenger RNA from Nicotiana tabacum (common tobacco), 1476 nucleotides. NCBI's taxonomy places the organism in Eukaryota, Viridiplantae, Streptophyta, Magnoliopsida, Solanales, Solanaceae. The record is from RefSeq and is a predicted model, not a curated record.
AUCACAAGCAAAUGGAGUGUAAGAAACAAGAAAAUUAAUAAGCCAUUGCCUCCAGGUCCAAAACCAUGGCCAAUAAUUGGCAGCCUUCCUCAAAUGCUCCUAAAUAGCAAGCCAACAUUUCAUUGGAUACACAAACUUAUGGAGGAAAUGGACAUUGAAAUCGCUUGCAUUCGUCUUGGUAAUGUCCUUGUCAUUCCUGUAACUUCUCCUGAGCUUGCUUGCGAGUUCUUAAAGAAUCAAGACUCUGUUUUCUCAUCGAGGCCUAUUUGCAUGUCCGCGAACCUCGUUAUCAAUGGAUACUUGACUUCAGUGUUUCUCCCCAUAUGUGAUCAAUGGACGAAAAUGAGAAGAAUCGUUGCUUCUCUUGUGCUCUCACCAACAUCUCUUCAAUGGCUUAGUCAUAAAAGGAAUGAAGACGCUGACCACCUUCUUCGAUAUGUUUACAAUGAAUAGCAACCAACCGUAAUUAACUUGAGGAAAGUGACAAGAUAUUAUUGUGGGAAUGUUAUUUGGAAUAUGAUUUUCAGCAAGAGAUUAUUUGGAAAAGAAGCCGAGGAGCAAGUUGGUGCACUCUUCACACUUCUUGAAUACCUCCAUUCUUUUGGUAUCUCAGAUUUCUUGCCGUUGUUAAGUGUGUUUGAUUUGGAUGGUCACAAGGAAAUUAUCAAGAAAGCCUUUGCCACAGCAACAAGACACAUUGAUAGUGAAAUUGAUCGGAGGAUUCAGAUUUGGAAGGAUGACAACAAAACUGUGGAAGAAGACAUCCUUGAUGUUCUUAUAAAGCUCAAGCAUGCAAAUGGGAAUCCGUUGAUGAAUGCUAAAGAGAUUAAAACACAAGUCCUUGAACUCAGGUUGGCAACAGUUGGUAAUCCCUCAAAUGCAGUUGAAUGGACACUUGCACAAAUGUUGAACCAACCACAAUUGAUGCAAAGAGUCAUAGAAGAACUCAACAUUGUCGUUGGAAGCAAAAGAUUUGUUCAAGAAUCAGACUUGGCACGGCUAAAUUUUGUCAAAGCUUGCAUAAAAGAGGCCUUUCGUCUCUACACAAUAUCGCCUUUUAACCUUCCUCAUGUCUCUGUUUCUGAUACUAUUAUUAGUGAAAAAUACUUCAUCCCCAAAGGGAGUGUAGUGCUAUUAAGUCGUCUUGGACUUGGUCGGAAUCCUAGAGUUUGGGAGGAGCCGAUGAAGUUUAAGCCUGAGCGCCAUCUCAAGGAAAACAAUGGUGAAGUAGUUCUCAAUGAUUCGGAGUUACGCUUGUUAUCAUUUAGUAUUGGACGAAGAGGGUGCCCUGGUGUGAAACUUGGUUCUACCAUUACUACCAUGUUACUUGCUAGGCUUCUUCACGGGUUUUCUUGGAGUUUACCACCAAAUUCACCAUGCAAUGACUUAAUUGAGUCGUCGAAGAGUGAUCUCUUUUGUACAUUGCCACUUCUUGCUCGACCAAAACCAAGAGUAGAUGAGACAAUGUAUCCCUAA